CCCUGGACACUGCUUGCAUCUGUCCCUCCUUUACCUUCAGCGGGGACAAGGGACAGCGGGGGCUUCUAGUGGUCGCGCCGGGCGCCAAACGCCUCUGCCGAGCUGCCUCUUCUAGCUGGCGGCUCUUCUCGGACCGAGUCCGCGUCUGGGGGUGGAAAAUGGCGCCGGCGCCCCAAGGCAUUCGGCAAGAGCCGCUGCUGGGGCAUCGGUCCGGACCGCUUCCCUGGCUCCUCUUCCUCGCUCAGGCCGUCCUGCUCCUGCUGCCGCCCGCCCAGGCAGGCCUGUGCCCGGUGCCCUGCUCCUGCCACCCGCCUCUGCUGGACUGCAGCCGCAGGAAAGUGCCCGCGUCGAGCUGGAGGGCACUGUGGGGCCCGCUGCCCGCACACACCUCCAGCCUGGAUUUGAGUCAUAACCGGUUGACUACCUGGAAUAUCAGCUUGGAAUUGCAGACGUUGCAUGAAGUGAAAAUGAAUUACAAUGAGUUAACAGAAAUGCCAUAUUUUGGAGAAUCAACUUCUAAUAUUACUCUACUCUCAUUAGUACAUAACAUGAUCUCAGAAAUAAAUGCAGAAGUGCUCCAGUUCUACCCUGCUCUUGAGAGUUUAGACCUUAGCUCAAAUAUAAUAUCAGAAAUCAAGACAUCUUCAUUUCCUCGCAUGCCGCUUAAAUACCUGAAUUUGAGUAAUAAUAGGAUAACCACUUUGGAGGCUGGCUGCUUUGAUAAUUUAUCAAGUUCCUUAUUAGUGGUAAAGUUAAACCGGAACCGAAUUAGCAUGAUUCCACCUAAGAUCUUCAAGCUGCCUCACCUUCAAUUCUUGGAACUUAAAAGAAAUAGAAUUAAAGUUGUGGAAGGUCUGACAUUCCAAGGACUUGACACCUUAAGAUCUUUGAAAAUGCAGCGGAAUGGAAUUAGCAAGCUUAAGGAUGGAGCUUUCUUUGGUUUGGAUAACAUGGAAGAGCUAGAACUGGAGCAUAACAACCUUACAGAAGUGAACAAGGGGUGGUUGUAUGGCUUGCGAAUGUUACAGCACCUCUAUCUGAGCCAGAAUGCUAUUGAAAGAAUCAGCUCAGAUGCAUGGGAGUUCUGCCAAAGACUAUCUGAACUUGAUCUGUCCUAUAACCAGUUGACUCGCCUGGAUGAAUCUGCAUUUGUGGGUCUGAAUUUACUGGAGACGUUGAAUUUAGGGGACAACAGGGUCACUCACAUUGCUGAUGGUGUAUUUAGGUUUCUUUCUAAUCUUCAGACAUUAGACUUAAGAAACAAUGAAAUUUCAUGGGCCAUAGAAGAUGCUAGUGAAGCCUUUGCUGGACUCACGAGCCUCACUAAAUUAAUCCUACAGGGAAACCAGAUUAAGUCAAUUACAAAGAAAGCAUUCAUUGGUCUGGGAUCCCUGGAACAUCUAGAUUUAAACAACAAUGCUAUAAUGUCUAUCCAGGAGAAUGCUUUUUCUCAGACUCACUUGAAAGAACUGAUUCUGAACACGAGCAGUUUGCUGUGUGACUGCCAUUUGAGGUGGUUGCUCCGCUGGCUGGUGGACAGCGACGUCCAGCGCUCUGGGAAUGUGAGCUGUGCGCACCCUGAGUGGCUAGCGGGGCAGAGCGUCCUGCGUGUGGACCUGCAAGACUUUGUCUGUGAUGAGUUUCUGAAGCCCCAGAUGAAGACCCAUCCCGAGAGCACGAUUGCCCUGAGAGGCACCAACGUGACCCUGACCUGCACGGCAGUGAGCAGCAGCGGCUCCCUGAUGUCUGCCACGUGGCGCAGAGACAGUGACGUCCUGCAUGACGUGGACAUCGAGAACUUCGUUCGUUACCAGCAGCAAGCUGGAGAAGCUCUGCAGUACACAAGUGUCUUACGUCUUUUCAACGUGAACUUCACGGAUGAAGGAAAAUAUCAGUGCAUUGCCACUAAUCAUUUUGGUUCCAAUUAUUCCCUGAAAGCCAAACUGACGGUGAACGAGAUGCCUUCUUUCCUGAAGACGCCCAUGGAUCUCACUAUCCGUACCGGUGCCAUGGCCAGACUCGAAUGUGCCGCAGAAGGACACCCUGCUCCUCAGAUCUCCUGGCAGAAAGACGGGGGCACCGACUUUCCUGCUGCUCGAGAACGGCGCAUGCACGUCAUGCCCGAGGAUGAUGUCUUCUUCAUUGCGAACGUGAAGAUAGAAGACAUGGGGGUCUAUAGCUGCAUGGCACAGAACAUAGCCGGCGGCCUCUCUGCCAACGCCUCACUGACCGUGUUAGAGACACCCUCGUUUAUUAGACCGCUGGAGGACAAGACGGUGACCCGCGGUGAGACUGCUGUGUUGCAGUGCAUCGCUGGGGGGAGCCCUGCCCCUCGCCUCAACUGGACCAAAGAUGAUGGAGUCCUGCUCGUGACAGAACGGCACUUCUUUGCUGCAGCCAACCAGCUCCUCAUCAUCGUAGAUACUGGGCUAGAUGAUGCUGGGAAGUACACUUGCAUUAUGUCUAAUACCCUUGGGACGGAACGUGGUCACAUUUACCUCAAUGUCAUUACAUCCCCCAACUGUGACUCUGCCCAGAGCAGCAUUGGGCACGAAGCGGGUGACUGGACUACGAUCGGCAUUGUCAUCAUUGUGGUGGUCUGCUGUGUUGUGGGAACCUCUCUAAUCUGGGUGAUCGUCAUUUACCACAUGAGAAGGAAAAAUGAAGAUUAUAGUAUCACAAACACAGAGGAGCUUAAUCUGCCUGCGGACAUUCCCAGCUACUUGUCUUCCCAAGGAACACUGUCUGAGCCACAGGAAGGCUACAGCAACUCUGAGGCAGGCAGUCAUCAGCAGCUUAUGCCUCCGGCCAACGGAUACGUCCACAAAGGUGCUGAUGGUGGCGCUGGGUCCCGGGUGAUCUGCUCAGAUUGUUAUGACAACGCCAACAUCUACUCCAGGACCCGAGAAUACUGCCCGUACGCUUAUAUUGCUGAGGAGGAGGUUCUGGAUCAGACACUGUCUGGCCUCAUGGUCCAGAUGCCCAAAGAGACCUACUUGGCACACCCUCCGCAAGACGCCUCGAGCCUGGAGAGCCUGAGAGCACCGGCAGACAGAGAGCGGGCUGCCUUUCCCACCAACCACGAGAGGACAGGCGAGGUGAUCCUGCCCGCCACACAGCUGGGCAGUGAAACAUUGCAGCAGCCCUUGUGGACCGAAAGCCAGGAACUAAGCCUUCCUCCUCCUCCUCCUCUUCCUCUCUCCCAGCAGCCAAUCCUCGAGUUGCCACAAGGCCUCCAAGAUAGGGGCCAGGCUGAGAGUGACCCAGACUGCUCCCCUUCCUCGCUGCCCUGCCACAGGUUACACAACCACACUUUCAGCGGGAGUUGGACUCGGACCGUUCAAGGUGGGAGUGAAAGCCUAUGAAACCCACUCCGCUCCAGAUGGAAUCUGGGCAGAAACGCAAGUCAUUUAAUUUUGGAUUUACUACCUCAACAUGCAGAAGAAACCCCACGGUUGGCAUUUGCUUUUCUCUUUGUUUACCAUCACAUCUGAUCACAUCAAAAUGGGCCAGGCUAUUGCUUGGGGUUGUACCUGGUGAACGAAAAGGGUGCAUCUCACUGAAAAGGUGCAUCAUUGCCAGAGGAAGAGAGGGGGUAAAUGUGCUUCCAGAAAGUUCCACGGGAUGUGUCCAGGAGUGCGUGACGUAUUAGGACAAGUCUCAUCGCUGCUUACCAUGCUGGAUUGUCUCACCCAUCACCAGGACCCUGGGGGAAGCAUCAUUGUCCUGCUUUGUCGUCUAAGGGACAGAAAAGGCUGGAGCCCUCAGGAAGCAUGCCUGGGGUUCUUCAGUGGCUUUAAGCUAUGUAUAAUAGAGACUGGGGCUUUGAUAUUCAAGGUCUUCGGCAAGGAUCCCAGACUUGCCCAGCUGGAAUAAGGUCUUGGGAUUUUAUAGUCUUGUGAUUCCUUUUUCUUUUUUUUUCCCUCUCUUACCCAGGGAUCUCAUUGUAAAUAUAUUUGCUUUUAUAAAUAGUUUUUGUAUCCAUUGACCAUAUGUGUUGGCUGCAAUGUACAUAUUUUUGAUAUGCCAAAAGAUCUAUCUAUAUAUAAUACCCAGUCAUCUUGUUGACAGCAGCAUCUCGUGAUCAUGGACAGAUUUUGUAUAAAGUUUCGAAAAGGUACUUGUUAAAUGUACGUACAGAAGCAAGGUACCUAGUGAUUGUGUACACACAAACAGUCUUGGUGUGGUGAACCACUUUUUUCAUUUUUCCAGGUUCAGACAUCUACUCACUUGCAUCUGUGUGCAAAAGCCAGCUGGCUCCACCUUUCCAGUGUGAUGAGGCUUGCUCGCUCUUUCUGACGACAGGCAGCUCAGGCACAGCCACGGCCACAUGCCCACGGAGACAAACAAACAUUUGAGGCAGUCUUUCAACAGAGUACUUAGUUGGCAUGGAAACCAAAGAUUGCUUGUUCUAUGUGUUUGCUUGAUUUUCAUAGCUGUUUUUACCAAGACCUAACAUAUGAGGGAUUGCAAAAAGUUCAUGGAAACAUUCCUUGAUCUUUUUCUUGCAUUUCCCCCCACGACUUUCUGAAGUCCUUUCGUAUCUUAAAUAUCUUCAAGCAGGGAGGAGUUCUCUGGGGAGAAGGAAGUUGCAGGUGUGGAGACACAUGUGGUAGGACGUCUGCAGACAAGGGAUGAUUGGAGCCGGCGUUUCCCUUUGCAUUUCUGAUAGGAAAAUGCUUCAUAGCAGCAAAGGGUGGGGCGAGCUGGAGUUCUUUCUGUGUGCCGGGAGAUUGAGUCUGCGCUGGAAAGCUGGUCAGUCCCUGAAAUGAAAGUGUCUUAAGUCUCUGUACAUUUCAAGAGUUGCAGACUCAUCCUUUCUCAGCACUCUGCCCGAAAGUUUACCUUUCUUUCAUUCUGGUUUUCCGUCCUACAAGCCUUUCCCACGGGGAGCAGUCCUUCUGUAGCUGUUUAUAGCUCUCUCCUUUUCCAAGGGCCAGCCGUCGUCAUUUUUACUGUGAACUUCUUCAAUAGCACUUUCAGAUCUAUGUUGCCCUAGGCCUUCAGCUUGCGAUCUCCCUUCUUAUUUACUGGGUUAUAAUUUGAUUUGUCCUGGACUUUGGACUCGGGAGACCAGGCCCUUCAGUUCCUUCUCUGUUAACUUAGUAGCGGUGCGAUCAAGAGCAAGUCCCUUUGUUUCUCUGUGCCUUGUUUUUCACUUUUACCAGGCACUCCAAAGGCCUCCCGCGCUGUAAUGUUCUCUCUCGGCCUCUCUGGUCCCUCCAGGAACCAAGGAAGAUUACGACACUUCUUGCUCUGACUUGAACCAAAUGCUUUGAAACAGCAUCAGCCAACAUAAAGAACCACCUUGGCAGGUGCCUGUUGCUUUCUGGGACACACGUCUGAAUAAAGCAGAUCAGUUUGCCGGAAUCUGCUGCGUGGAGUGACCUAGCUGCGUCGGUGCCACUAGCAGAGUCUUGAGGUUGGUGACUCCCUUUCCUUCUGAGAGGUUUCUGGGGCUAUCCCUGUUGUUUUUGCACUCUGGUUGACAUCGGGAUGAAACAGGUAGCGGGUGAGCUAAGCUGGCAGAGAGAGUACCAGUGAGCACGGGCUGCCGCACAGGAGGAGGGAGGAGGCAGAGACAGGGCUGUGAAGCAGUGCCUCAGAAAGUGGAUUGUGGGAGGAGUGCUCCCUCUGCGCCUUAGCAGCACUCCGUCCACUGCCCAGGGUGUCAGAGCCUGGGCUUUUCCAAGGGUCACAUGGUUCUCCAUCGGGCCAAUCCAAAUUGUUGAGACGUCCUCCCAGAAAUUCCAGGUUUCUUCAGUAACUGGUCAGGGCUGUGUGAAAACGUGACGAGCCUAUGUCUGGGCUUAAGAUCAGUCUAACACAGUCUAAUCUUAGAGUGAAUUUCUGAAACUUCAUUAUUGCCUAUGUUUUUGACCAAGCAGUGAUGGAACCCCCUCCAGUAUGAACAGGAUUAGUGAGUGGCGCAUGGCUACUUUUCCCUCACAAUAGAAAAACAUCUGUUUAAUGUCAGCUUGACCAGGGAUGCUGACGCUGCAAGACAAACUAAAAGAAAGAGCCCCUACCCCUCCCACCCGGUUCCCAUGUCAUUCCAAAUGGGAUACAUACAUUGUCUUAAUUGUUUGUAUCCCUCUUCGCUGAAUGCUGCACAUGAAAUGGAAGAUGAAAUUGCAUUUCCACUGAAUUCUGGAUUCCUUUGCACAAGGACCUCAGCUAAGCCAUUGGCUUUCUGUCACUUGGCUGUCAAAGUGCUUUUCUCCAGUCUGCAAGUGUCCCUCAAAGAGGGACUCACUGAAGCUCACCUCGAUGCCCAGCUGCUCCCAGAGUGCCCCCUCUGGAUGCCUGGCAUGCAGCUUUUCUGUACGCUGCCUUCACAUUGCCUCGCCCCUUCCUCACACUCACUGCCAUGAGUGAUGCCACCUCAGCGACCCUCUAGGACAGGGUGGAAGUGCCCAUGUGGCAUUCUGAGACUGUCUCCUUUUACAGGAGUAGAAAGCCUCGUUUUUCUCCCGAGGAGUAGCUGGCGAUUUUGCACUGCUGACCUUGUGAGUUGCAGCCCAACACGUAACCACUAGACCACCAGGGUUGCAAAAGGAACUUUAGGAUGUCAAACAAUCUGGACUAGGAAAUGGGAUUAGGAAAAAACACCUCCCCAAACCAAACCCAGCAUUGUCCAGUCACUGCUGACUCUUCACAGAUUAGUAAGGUGUUUCUGAGCCUGCCUCAUCUUUUUCCCACAGAGUGGCUGGUGGUUUUGAACUGCUAACGUGGCAGUUAGCCCACAAACCACAUAACUAGGAUUAAAUUCACCCUUCUAUCCAGAGGACACAGCUAUUAUCAGUGGGGUUGACAUUGCAGGGGGCAUAGUAUACCCUUUAUAAUAAUCUCAGUAUAUGUUAAUCAUUCUGAUAGUUUUGUCUGACAAUUGGAAUAACCUGCCUUGAAAGCUAAUGAGCCUCCCAUCAUAGGAAAGGUACAUAGGAAAGUACCUAAAUAACCAUUUGUUUCAGCAGUGAAGAAAUGUCUGCUGGGUUUUUGUUUUGCUUUGGUUUUUGUUAUAUGGACAAAGUGACUUUUAAGGGAGGUCUCUUUCAACCCUCACUGGAACUUCUCCCCAAGUAACCUGGCAGUCUUGGAAAACUUUCGCCCUUCAAAGUCCUUCAUGUUCAGGGUAGAAUAGUUCAAGUUGGGGUUUUUUAACUAAAGAUUUCUAGUCGUUGGUUGACAAAAGAGGCCUGGUGUCCUGUGUUAAUGGCCGAACAUAGGAAACUAGAUUUAUUCCUUCUGGGGAAAUCUGUUAGCUGGUUUCUAAUGCAAGUGACAUUGUAAAUAAAACAUUUAAAGCCCACAAUGUGUAAAAGCUCCCUUGACUAAAUUUUGGAUCGCUUUUUAUUCUUGUUUUUAUCAAUGGAAAAUGCUGGAGUGGACUUGAAAUUGUGAUGUUCAGUUUUAAAUAAACUCACGUGUAUUAGUGAGUGACCUUUUCAACUCUUAAUGCCAGUGACGUGCUAGAAUAGCAGAGGUAAAUUUGCUACCAUUUUAUACUACAUCUUCUCUCAAUAUUUUGGUAUAUGUACCAGAGUUUGUUUAUCCAUUCCUCCACAGACAGGGUUUCUGAUGACUCCCAUCUUCUUGCUAUUAUAGAAAUUGCUGCUAUAAACAUGGGUGCGCAUAUAUAUAUUCCUGUUUGGGUCUCCGUUUCUUUAGGGUGCAUGCAUACCAAGGAGAGAGAGGGCGGGGUCAUAAGGUCUUUUAAUUCACAUUGGUUUCAGGAAGCAUCAGACUGUUUUCUGCAGCAGGUGUAAAAUUCAGCAAUCCCACCCGCAAUCUAUGAGCGUGCUAGUUUCUCCACUUCCUCUGGCUUUUCCUAUUUUCUGUUUUCAGGAGUUUUCCUAAGAGUGUUGGUGUGAGGUGGUGUGUCAUCCUUGUUCUAAUGUGUCUCUCUCAUACAACUCUUGUCUAAUUGCAAGCAUUUCUUCAUAUGAUUAUUGACCGCCAGGAUGUCACCUGUAGUAAACUGCCUGUGUAUGUCUUGCGUCCAUAUUUUGAUUGGGUUAUUUGUGAUGUUGUUAUUAAAAUGUAGUUUUCUAUAGAUUUUGAAAUUAGCCCUUUAUCUGAGGUAUCAUCACCAGACAUUCCACCCCCUCCCAUGCCACCCACCCCCGUGUGUGGGCUCUCUUUUUCUCUCUCUCAAUGAGCCGUUUAGACAUGGGACCAUUGCCACUCCUGUUGGGUGCUGUCUCGAUCGGGACUCCGGCACCCUUACCUGUGACUGCACACAAACCACUGCGGCCGUGCCCUCUCCCCCGCUGUUCUUCUGUCUGAGCCUGUAUUCAACGAUGAGAAACAGUGCCACCAGGUGAGCCAGGUUCUCCACAGCGCCCCCAGAGGAUGAGGGUCCAGAGAGCCGAGUGACUCCCAGUCAGUCAGAGGGGGAUGCUGCAGGGAUGAACAUUGCCCAUUGGGGGCCAGGCAAGCUGUGCUGCUUCCACAUGGUGCUUCCUCAGCCCUUUCCGGGUGCCUGCAGCCAGACUCAGUCUGCCCUUCCUGCCUCUGUUUCCAUAUAUGUGUUCACUCGCCAACCGCUUGGUGCUCUCAGCUGGGCCGGUUUCCCGGUCCUCUUCCUGGCCUUUCACACCACCCAUUGCUUCUCGUGCGCAGUCGCUUCUCCUGGAAGCGGUGCUCUUCCUGAGCCCCACUUGAUAGUUUUGGAUUGCUGUUCCCCUCCGUCCGAGGGUGGGACAGAGCGUCUGAGUGAAUGAGGCCUGCUCUGUCAUCUUCAUGGUCUCCCUUCUCCUCGGAGUGAACUAGGGCGGGGGCAGGAUGCUGCGGCCUGCCACGUCUUUAGUGGUAGAGUCCUGUUUUCUGUCUGCGCCCCAGGCCCAGACCGUCCUGGGAACCUGGGUAAGUGGAGCAGCUUCAAUGGGCUUCUGUUGCCACCAGGACUCCAAGUCCUCAUUCUCUCAGGGCUGCUGACGAUGUCUCCUUUGAAAUCCCCACUGAUGACACCAAGAAAAGUCAGAGCAAACUGGAGCUGAGAAGCAGGCCCAGGCUCUUAACAAAACCCUGGGAAAGGGCGCCUCCAAGGCGGCAGGCACAUGGGGGCUUGUGCGCGAGGACUGGCAAAACUGGGUCCCUUUCUUAUUCUGCUUGUUUGUCUGCUUUCUUUCUUUUUUUCCCAAUCCAGAUAUCAUAACAUUCCAUAGUUGCAGCACCUCAAGCAGUAUUGUUCAAUCGCUACCACGAUCAGUUUCAAAACAUGUGCUCUCUUGAUUUAUUCUGCUUCUUGAUGCAAGUAAUGGAGGUAAUUGUGAACCAGGUGGACUGUGAACAGUUGAGCCUGGACGUCAUGCGUUCUUUCUCUGCCACAUGGCCUCUGUCUUGGGGUGGCGGGUGCAUUCCCUCCUACCGCUUCUCCCUUUGCACUCUCUUUGGCUGUUGUAGAAUCGAAACCAACAUCCGUUCGCCUCAAGUUUCUUUUAUUUGGGGGUGACUUCUGCCUAGUUUGUUGAUGAGAACAACAAAUUCUGCCUGAAAGCCCAUCAGCUCUCUAAAGGGCAGGCAAGGGCGUGGGUACUGAGAGAGAGAGAGAGAGAGAGAGAGAGAGAGAGUGUGUGUGUGUGUGUGUGUGUGUGUGUGUUGAGUAUGUUUUGGACAUGCUGCCUCAAGGUUUUGUGUUGAGUCUUUCUUAGCAGCCUUAAUCAUCUCCACCAAGAGAGAGCGGUGGGAAAGCAGUCUGCUUUGUGCCUGUGCGCACGUGAGGAGUGAAGAAGGGGUCUUUGACAAACAGUUGCCGGUCUCUAAAGAACCCUUGCCUGUCGUGUGGUGAAGUGCUCUUUUGGUAGCUCUUUGUGUGGUGCCUCUUGACCUGCAGGGAGACCUCAUUCUGCCCUCUGCCCCCCCCUCCCCCCGUUGUCUGUUCUCUUCCUCCUGUCAGAAGGGUUCGUCUGAGCCUUCUUGGUAUGUGAUGUACGUAGAGAGAUGGAUAGGCCAAGCUGUUGUUGAGUGUGACCCUUUCCUAGUAUCUAUCAAUAUUUUCUCACCACAAGAAUGUAUGUUUUAUAGAGCAUGUGUUUGUCAACUUGUUUUUGUCUACUGUACAAUGUCUCCAAUAAAGCUGAGAUACAAAAUGA
Molecule: messenger RNA, 10097 nt
Organism: Echinops telfairi (small Madagascar hedgehog)
Lineage: Eukaryota; Metazoa; Chordata; Mammalia; Afrosoricida; Tenrecidae
Gene: LRIG2
Product: leucine rich repeats and immunoglobulin like domains 2
Exons: 18
Coding region: 159-3365 (1068 amino acids)
Molecular function (GO): protein binding
Source: RefSeq, a predicted model, not a curated record